AUGGACGCAGUCGAUGACACGGAUGAAGAUGAACUUCUGCACUAUGACGUUCAGAUGAGCAUUCAGGAGUCAUGUCAGCAUGAACAGCUGACAACAUCAAACAGGAAUGAGGAUCUGAAGCUUGUGGAUGCCAUUGAACAAGGUGAUUUGUUGGUGCUGCAGGAGCUCUGUGAUUUCCCAGCAGCCUUCACUCAGGUGGACGAGCGCGGCUGGUAUCCUCUGCACAGGGCAGCGGUUCAACCUCUGGUUCCAGUCCUGGAGGCGGUGCUGUACGCAUCUUUCAGUCUGACCCUGGAGGAGAAGUCUUUGGAGGGGGAGACCUUUCUGACUUUAGCUGUGACAGCUGGUUUGGUGGAAAACGUGAAGAUGCUGCUGGACCACGGAGCCUCUCCUCACACCACUAACAGCAAGAACGAAUCUCCUCUGCUGCUAGCGGUCCGAGCCGGGUCUCCUCAGAUGGUUUCCAGUCUGAUAUCUGCAGGAGCUCUAGUGGAGCAGGUGUGUCUGAAGAGGUGGACGGCCAUGCACGAGGCCUCCAGGGCCGGCUGUGCUCACAUCAUGGAGCUCCUGCUGCAGAACGGAGGUCAGCUCACAAAGACAGACCAGCAUGGAGUGACUCCUCUGGGCAUCGCUGCGGAGUACAGCCACGCUGAAGUCCUGGAGCUCCUCAUCAAACACGGCGCUGAUGUAAACGCUCAGGCCCCCAACGGUGACAGCGUCCUGUACGAUGCUGCAGGCUCGGGGAACCCAGACUGUAUCGACAUCCUGCUGCAGCACGGAGCAAAUCCCAACAUCCACAACCUGAGCUCCCAGCUGCCCAUCCACCGGGCGGCCUACGAGGGACACUACCUAGCUUUGAGGAUUUUCAUCCCAAUCACCACUCGACGUGCUCUGCGACUGUCAGGCCAUAGCCCGGUCCACUCUGCGGCUGACGGAGGCCACAUCCACUGCCUGGAGCUCCUGCUGCAGCGAGGCUUCGACGUCAACACGCUUUUAGCUCCUCACAUCUCCGAAAACUACGGAGACAUGAGGAGGAGCCCGCUGUACUUCACCGUCUCCAAUGGGGACACGACGUGUACCGAGAUGCUGCUGAAGUCUGGAGCCAAACCCAACCUGGACCCUCUGUGCUGCCUCCUGGUGGCGGUCCGGUCGGGGCGCUACGAGAUCGUGAAGCUGCUGCUGGCGGCCAAAGCUGACGUGAACUGUUACUUCUCGGUGGUGAACGACACAGUGUUCCCCACAGCGUUGCAGUACUGCCUGAAGGACGAGGUGAUGAUGAGGCUGCUGCUCAACAACGGGUACAAUGCUGAGAGGUGUUUCCGUUGUAACCAUGACGACGACUGGGAUGACCUGAGUGAGUCUGAUUACUCACAUCAGGAGGAAAAAGUUGCUUUUUGUGAUUUCGUCAGCGUCUCCUGGAUGGUGAACCUGGCGGGCAGAGCCGUGUCGGUCCUCCUCGACUACGUAGGUCAAGUUUCUCUCUGCGGAAAACUGACAAAGAUACUGGAGAAACACAAAGAGUGGCCUCACAUCCAAAGGACCACAGGUAACCCUCGCUCUCUGUCUCACCUGAGCAGAGUGGUGAUCAGGAAACACCUGAGCAGCAGCGAUGUGACGUGUGUUCAGCUGCCCGGCAGGAUGAAGGACUUCCUGCUGUUCAAAGAAAACGAUCUUUACGCCAAAGUCAUCUGCAGGGAGGACUGA
This is a messenger RNA of Scomber japonicus (chub mackerel), 1704 nucleotides long. RefSeq names its product ankyrin repeat and SOCS box protein 15-like. Gene Ontology annotation, biological process: intracellular signal transduction. The record is from RefSeq and is a predicted model, not a curated record. NCBI's taxonomy places the organism in Eukaryota, Metazoa, Chordata, Actinopteri, Scombriformes, Scombridae. Bases 1 to 1704 code for a protein of 567 amino acids. Gene Ontology annotation, molecular function: protein binding. The transcript has 9 exons. Gene Ontology annotation, cellular component: cytoplasm.